UACAGAGCGUUUCAAAUGUUAAAAUAAUUUGUGUACACCAAAACAUUAGAAUUAUCGAAGUAAUAAGCGUAAAAAUAAUUUGUAGUUUCUUUACCAUAAUUUUUAUAUCAACGUAACAUAUAAUAUAAGAAUGAGUGACUUUGAUUAUCUUUUUAAGCCUAUAGUUCUGGUAACUGGUUUUGGUCCAUUUUUAAAUCACCCGGUAAACGCUAGUUGGGAGGCUGUGAAGUUAAUGAACAAAGAAGAAAUAGAGAAAAAACAUAACGUUGAGUUUGUUCAGCUGGAGAUUCCUGUAACGUAUGAAAACGUAGAUGAAUUUGUUCCCGCACUCUGGGACACUCAUACUCCUAAGUUAAUGAUCCAUGUUGGUGUUUCAAGUAUUGCUAGUAACAUAACAUUAGAAACACAAGCUCAUCGAAAAGGGUAUCAAAGAUUGGACUACUUCGAUAAAUGUCCAGCAAAUCAUGUCUGCCCUGCCGAAGGAGCUAUAAGAAUUCACACAAAGCUUGACACGGAAAAAAUAUGUAAAGACUUCAAUGACGGAUGUCCACUUGAAGAAACGAGUGCCAUUACUUCUAAAGAUGCUGGCAGAUAUCUGUGUGAAUAUAUAUACUACACAUCACUAAGUGUAGACAACACGAGAACAUUGUUCAUCCAUGUACCAGAUGCUAACAUAUAUUCUUCAGAAAAGACUGCAAGAGCAUUGGAGAGAAUUCUAGAUCUCUGCUUAGAACAAGUAAUUGCAAUGGAUUCAGCCAAAGAAGUCAGAGACUGCAAAGCACUAGCUUAAAAAAUAAUAAUGAAAUUUAAAGUAGAAAAUAUUCUGUAUACAUAUUUGCUGACUUAUUAUAUACAUU
Molecule: messenger RNA, 857 nt
Organism: Vanessa tameamea
Lineage: Eukaryota; Metazoa; Arthropoda; Insecta; Lepidoptera; Nymphalidae
Product: pyroglutamyl-peptidase 1
Exons: 3
Coding region: 131-790 (219 amino acids)
Biological process (GO): proteolysis
Cellular component (GO): cytosol
Molecular function (GO): pyroglutamyl-peptidase activity
Source: RefSeq, a predicted model, not a curated record